AGUCUCAAAGACUUAAAGUUUCUAUAUGGAUACUGCAACUUGGUUCUCUCUCAGGCACGGAGUCCAAGGCAGCCGCACAGCUUGCAUCUCCGCCAGAAUGAAGGUCUCUUUCCGGUGCAGCUCCUCCUGUCCUAAUCACGAGCCUCUCUUCCGCUGCUGAUGACGUUUCGCUCACCAUCCCGAAGCUCUCCCUCUUCUCCUCCAAUGGGUUCCUCUGCAACUGUCCCGUUUGGUUCUCCUCCCCUGCCGCCUGAACCACCAGAUCCGGAUCUUGUCGUGGUGUUUCCGAUAAAUCCUCCAGACCCUCCACCGGUCCUGCUGGUUUGUCCCUUUCUCCGCCAGUUCUCGCCGUCUUACACCGCUCCUCUCAAUCAAAAGGAAAUCGAAUCUCUUAUGCCAUGGGAUCUCUGCUUUUCAACCGGUUGUUUGCUCAAGCCUCUCUGCCCAGACGUCGAUGUGCUAUCCACGCAGCCUGCUCUGCUGCAUCUUUCGUUGGCUGGAAUUUCUCCCUCCGGAGCUCUCAACUCUGGCCUGAGUUACUCCUCCUUUCGACAUUAUCCCGUUUCAAAGCCGAUAAUUAUUACCUCUUGUGUGGAACAUGUUUUGUUAAAGUCAGCCUUAAGGGCAUCAACGAUUUAUCAUCAAGAGUCGUGUGUGGUUUCCUUAUCUGUUGCAAGAUUAUUGGUAUCAAUAGCUGAGUGCAAGCUGACUUCCCUUCAUUACUCAUCUCUUCAAAGUCUUGAGGACUGGGCUUGGAAGGUUGAAAUAUUGGUGGUGAUUUUCUCUCUGUUGGCAGCUCUUAAUACCGCAAUGCAGCAUUUUGAAGUGGAGCUCUCUACUGCUUUAUGCAGUUCUCAGUCAAGGCCUAUCUUCUCUUGCUUCAAGCUCUCGCAAGGCUAUGGUGGUUCUCCUCACAGCUCUCAGUCUCUUCAAAGAGGUGUUUGGUCGCCUUUGAGCUUGUAGCUGGGUCUUUCCCAAUUGGUUACUUUCAGAUUUGCCCGGCAAAGGGAAUGUGGAUGCAAGGCCGUGUCCUCCAUCGCUUAUUGAGUAGAGUGGGCUCUGGACACGUCGUCAAAGCGGUGAUGAUUCACAAAGCCUCUCAACCAGCAAUAUCAACUGGACUCUCAAGACUUCAGAUUCUUCCGGACUCAAUCGUCCCCUUCUGUUCCCUGCGCUUAGGGAUGGACUUGAAUGAGAUUACAGGUUUCUUGAGCUUCAAAAACCUUGUUCCUCUCUUCACUCCGUUAUCAUGUGUUUAUAAUCUACGCACAGCAUUAUGUUUAGCUGUUGCUUUUGCAAAGGGUGUUGUACCCAGACUUUGUAUUUCAAGUACUCUGCUUUGAGUUGGAUAUGAAAUAAAAUUGUUGACAAAAAAAAAAAAAAAAA
This is a messenger RNA of Brassica napus (rape), 1386 nucleotides long. RefSeq lists its product as uncharacterized. The coding region runs from base 160 to 963 and encodes 267 amino acids. The record is from RefSeq and is a predicted model, not a curated record. The transcript has 2 exons. Lineage: Eukaryota; Viridiplantae; Streptophyta; Magnoliopsida; Brassicales; Brassicaceae.